Radiomyces spectabilis is the source of this 768-nucleotide messenger RNA. RefSeq lists its product as uncharacterized. NCBI's taxonomy places the organism in Eukaryota, Fungi, Mucoromycota, Mucoromycetes, Mucorales, Radiomycetaceae. Bases 245 to 700 code for a protein of 151 amino acids. The record is from RefSeq and is a predicted model, not a curated record. The transcript is spliced from 2 exons.
UCUGCGGAACGAUAAGCGCACACUUGACGAUCUCCAACAAAUCAGCAGGAAACCUGUCACUCGACAAGAGGGCAUGUUGAUGGCUCGCGAAAUGAAAGCCGCCGCUUAUAUUGAAACAUCGUCCAAAGAUAAUACAGGCAUGCAACAGCCAUUGGAUAUUGUUUGCAGGCUUGCAUUAGCUCGGCGACGACCCUAUCAAACAAAAAAAUGCUGUUACCUAUUAUAAUGCGCAUGACUCCUUGAUAUGAUCAUGCUUCAAUGCUUUUGUGAGAUGAAAACGGGAAUUCUCGGUGGUCAGACGGUCAAACCGAUCUGUUUCUUUAUUCAAUAUUAUAUACUCGGACAACCCACUAUGAUACCGAGAUUCAUUCUUUGCCGUUUUAUCGCUAUGUACAGAUAUUGUAUUAUAUUAUAUUUUUUUUUCCACUUUGUAGCUUUGUAUAUCACACUAUGGAUAAAGAAAACCCUAUUCGGAAAUUUGUUUUGCCUUCCUGUAAAUUUGGACAAAGGCAUUGGAUUCUCUGGGCGCAUUGAAGAAUUUUGUUCGUUGUCUUGUUCGUCAGCAGAUUCACCAGCUAGACGGGUCAAGGCAGUAGGUCUGGCUUGUCCCAUGAAUCCGGCAAGACCAAUGGCGCGCUUCCUGGCAACCAUGUUCUUUCAGGCGGCUCCGGUCAGAGCUCAACCUGUCACUGGUUUCUGACAAUACUGCAUUGUGGAACCUUACCACUGUGGGAAUGUUGAUAUCGAACGCAACAUUAUCAUCGGCUG